Molecule: messenger RNA, 1821 nt
Organism: Musa acuminata AAA Group (dessert banana)
Lineage: Eukaryota; Viridiplantae; Streptophyta; Magnoliopsida; Zingiberales; Musaceae
Product: bZIP transcription factor 1-B
Exons: 13
Coding region: 373-1530 (385 amino acids)
Biological process (GO): regulation of DNA-templated transcription
Cellular component (GO): nucleus
Molecular function (GO): DNA-binding transcription factor activity; sequence-specific DNA binding
Source: RefSeq, a predicted model, not a curated record
CAAAUAAGAUCCGUUUCCCCGAUAAGUAGCUUCUGACGUUUCCCCACUUCGUUUCACUUCCCGCUCGCCACACCUUGCGGCUCCCUCCUUCCCUCCCCCUCCCUCUUCGCGGAAGCCAUCCGAUUCGAUUUCGUGGCGACAGCAAUCUCUCCCUGCUUGCGCCGAUCGGUCCAGUUUUCGGCUUCAUUCCUCCUCCGUCGAAAUCUCGCUUUCUAAGUUGUCGCGCUUCGUAGGGUUUUUGACAUACUAGGGUUUUGGGCCUAAACCUAAGGUCGAGCCCGACGGGAGCAAUCCCCUUUCCAAUGUCGGGUGCUUAAUCUACGGGUUUUCGCUUCACGAGACGAAUUUGGGUGGCCGAGUGGACGCUUGACCAUGGGCAGCGGCGAGGGUGAGGCUUCGGCCAAGUCUCCAAAACCAUUGGCGGGUCAGGAGCAAUCUCCUACCACUAGCUCUGCUGCGGCCGUGUCCGUUUACCCAGAUUGGUCCAACUUUCAGGCGUGUCCUCCGAUUCCGCCUCAUGGACUCUUCCCUUCCCCAGUGCCAUCGAGUCCCCAGGCUUAUCCUUAUAUGUGGGGAGCUCCGCACUUGAUGCCACCUUAUGGGACUCCACUACCUCCAUACCUCACGUAUCCUCCUAGAGGAUUAUAUUCUCAUCCCUCAGUUCCUCCGGGGUUACGCCCUUUUGGUCCUUUUGCCAUGUCUACUACAAAUAUGAAUGCUGAGAAUUCUGGAGUUGUUCCCAGCAGCAUGGAAAUGGAUGGUAAGUCAUGUAAAGGUAAGGAAAAAGGUCCCACAAAGCGAUCCAAAGGAGGUUGCAGUAGUUCAAAUAUGAUUUCAGAAAAGAACAACAGUGAGACAUGUAAAUCAUCAGGGCCACCAGCUAAUGAAGUCUCCCAGAGGUGUAUAAUUCCUGGUGAUAGCACAAGUGAUAGUUCAAGUGAAGAAGAGAGUGAUGACACUUCUCAAAAUGACUCACAGCCAAAGACAAGUGGUGGAGGUGAAUCUUUUGAUGAUCAAGCACCAUCUCAAGCAAUGAUGAGUCACACUAGGGCUGUCAUGCCUAUGCCAGCAGCUUCUGCACCUGGAGGAGUUGUUGGUCCUGCUACAAAUUUAAAUAUAGGGAUGGAGUACUGGGCUGCCUCAAGCUUAUCACAUAUUCCAUCAAUACAUGGCAAGAUGCCUACCACAGCAGUUGGAGGAGCUGUAGCCCCUUCUGCUCCAUCCAAGCAUUGGUUGCAGGAUGAAAGAGAACGAAAAAGACAGAGAAGAAAGCAAUCAAACAGAGAAGCAGCACGUAGAUCUCGAAUGCGAAAGCAGGCUGAGUUUGAAGAGCUGGCUAAUCGUGCUGAGACUUUGAACGAGGAGAAUACUUCUUUAAGAACAGAGUUAAACAGGAUAAAGUCAGAAUAUGAACAUCUUCUUUCCGAGAACAACUCGCUUAAGGAGAAACUUGGUGAAGUACAAAAGGAGACACAAGAACCAGGUUUUGAAAGAAAUGACCAACCUUUGGGGAAAGAGAAUCCAAAAUGAAACUUGGAUUCUGAUCACAAGCAAGGAAACAAUUUCCAUGCAGAUAACAUCUAAGCUACUCCUAAAUGAGAUUAGAGAUUAAUCCUAACCAUAUCACGAGCAUUAUCAAAUCCAGAUCAUAUAUGCAGAUUACAAUUUGUUGCAGUUGAGUGGUGUUAUGUAGAAUGUUGAUAUUAAUUUCUACUGGCUGGCUGUUAUUAUGAUAACUGUCCUGACUUAUCAUUUAACUGUAUGAGUAAGCAGGACAUAUAUUGUUCAUUGUUCUAUCUCAGUUUCACUUAGAACUGUUCA